AUAGGUCCCAUACCUGGAAAUAAACGAUUUUCCUAAAUGAAGUUAAGCACUUACUCUCGACGAGAUGAUUGUAACACGUUCAAUGAUAUAACAAAUUAUGUGAAAAACGGCACAGUUGUACGGUUAUGAAUUCUGAACGUACCCAUUGGUGGCAUAGCAGCCGUUGGUACACCCGGAAAAUUAUACGCCAUCUUUUCCGAAUUGUUUUACCCUUCGGCAACUACGCCUCGAGUUACAAUUACAAAUGGCAAGAAAAUAAGAGAAAUGAAUUUACUUGUUAAGAAUCCUAGAUCAUAUCAGUAGUGCAAACUUUGCAUCCAAUAUGGCAGAACGACGAACGUAACCUCUUAAAUUUUGAAUAUUGCAGUCGAUUCAUUCCCUCAAUAGCUUCGAUAUCAACUAAUCUUCGAUUAUGAAAGACAACGAAUUUCUUAAAAUUAUUGGCACGAACGUAAUUUUAGUACCUUACAAGGAAAAACAUGUUAAAAGAUAUCACGAAUGGAUGAAAUCACCAGAAUUACAAUAUUUCACCGGUUCGGUCGCAUUAACGUUGGAAGAAGAAUUUUGUAUGCAACAACGAUGGUGUCAAGAUCAAGACAAAUGCACUUUCAUUAUUUUAGAAAAGACCAUUUUUUCCACGACCUCCGACGAAAUAGAAGCUAUGAUCGGUGAUACAAAUUUAUUUUUCAAUGACCCGGAUCAUGUAAAUACCGCUGAAGCUGAAAUUAUGAUAGCAAAUGUUGCUUAUAGAAAUAAAAAAAGAGGUUGGGAAGCAAUGAUUUUAAUGUUACUGUAUGGGAUUGACAAGCUAAACGUAACCAGAUACAGAGCAAAGAUUAAAUUUGACAAUGAGGGAAGUAUAAAGAUGUUUACAAAAUUACAGUUUCGAGAGGUAGAAAAAAGCCAAGUUUUCCAGGAAAGCACCUUUGAGAAAGCUGUAAAUCAGGAAUGGAGAGGAUGGUUAUAUUCUGAAAUUAAGGAAGCAAUUCAUUACGACGCUUACAAUAUAACCAUGGCAGUAGCAAAAGUACUGAGAGAAUUAAAGAUCUGUGCGCAGAAGAGACCGCUACUUGUCAACUCGAUGAUAUACGGAUCUUUUUAUACCGGUGCCGAAUUCGCGCAACAAACUUACAACAAAGUAUUCAAGUUUCCGGUAGCGACCCCGGUGUCGGAAAGAAUCGAAGAAUUUAACACGGCCGAUGCUCGAAUACAAACGCUCCCUUGGUCAAAAACAUUCAAAGAACCAUUGAUUUUAUCGGACGAUGAUAAGAAAAGGCGAUCAAGGGAUCACAAUGACGAUUACAAUUGGGCACAACUUAAACGAUAUGCUAUCUACGGUUGCUUCAUAGCUGGACCGGUACUCCAUGGAUGGUAUAAAUGGUUGGACGCGUUUUACAAAGGCAAGACAAUGAAGAUCGUUCUUUUGAAACUUUUUGCUGAUCAAUUUAUACUUACUCCACCAUUGAUUGUGGUAUUUUUCAUCAGUAUGAGUUUAAUGGAGAAUAAAGCCGACAUUUUCAGCGAAUGUAAGGCCAAAUUUCUACAAACGUUCAAGACUUCUUGCAUGUACUGGUUACCAGUACAAUUCGUCAACUUUUCACUAGUGCCAUCAGCACUACGAGUAUCUUUCGUUAGUAUUGCAGCCUUUUGCUGGGUCAAUAUACUUUGUUAUGUAAAAAGAGUGCCUUUAUCUGAUUGUAAUCAGAAUAACGAGACAUUUUCUUAAUGUCUCGUGUCGGGCUGCCUAGAAUGUUAAAUCUGAUCUUGCGAUUUGAAAAUGCACAAAGUUGAAACGAAUCAUUGAAAAUUAAGUACAACAAUUAACAUAUCAUAUUAUAUAUAUAUUAUCCUUAUAAUUAAUUUAAUUGUAAGUGGCCGAUCUUAAUCAUGCUUCGCCUGAAAUAAAUUAUCAAAUUUCACAAAGAACAAAAUUGUUUGUAGUAAAAUUCAUAAUAUUGUAUUGUAUGAUAAUAUUACUAUAAUGUUCUUGCACUUUACAAUCUCAGGUGAAAUACAUACUGCAUAGCGAAGCAAAUUCUGAAUAACAUUUUGGUUUUUACUAUAAA
Molecule: messenger RNA, 2066 nt
Organism: Megalopta genalis
Lineage: Eukaryota; Metazoa; Arthropoda; Insecta; Hymenoptera; Halictidae
Product: N-acetyltransferase 9-like protein
Molecular function (GO): N-acetyltransferase activity
Source: RefSeq, a predicted model, not a curated record